UGUUGUUACAGGACACACUGCCAUUAAAAGACGUCCAUAAUCCACCUGACUGGAUGUGAAGGAUUCAAGCGACAGCAUUGUGGAGCUGCAUUCCCCCACAUCAAGUUGUGGACCGUCACACAAUCCCGUUCACUUCCCCAACAUCAGGGUCCUCCUUCGGUUGUCCUGGACCAUCCCAGUAACAUCGUGUGAAUGUGAGCGAAGUGCCAGUACCUUGAAGCGUCUGAACACUACAUGAGGGCCAGUAUGACGCAACAGCGACUGAUCUCGCUGGCACUUCUCCACAUUCACUACAAAAGGUUAUCAACCUGGAGAAGUGGUGGACAUAUUUUCCACGACACAUCCAAGAAAGAUGACACUGAAUUUGCGAUAGAGCAAAUCCAAUCCAAAAGGUGAAGAAGCUGUUAUGUGACGUCACACGUCUUUCCCACUCCUCCCGAGCGCGCGUUGCGCGCUUGCUGGAUCUUUUGGAGAGCACUCAGUGAGGGAGCCUACCUCAUGCUCAGAAUUAUCAUUAGAAUAAAACAUAUUUAUUAUUUCAUUAGUUUAACACCAGUUAAUGUCGUAAAUGCCAGUACAUAAAUAUGGAGCAUGAUAGGUGCGCGGAGCAGGUUCUGCUUCUGAAGACUGGCGCACGCAAUUAAGCUGGUGCCGGAACAAACAAGGUGGCUCGUUUGGUUGGAAAAACCUAGGUAGCGCAAAAAGAACAUAAAGAAAGAAGGACAAGGGUAAGGACAUAACCGCCGUGCCCGUGCUGCGCGCCAUGCGACAUGAGUAACAUCAGUGAUGGAGUUGGAGGGCUUCUGCCCAUCUGGAACUUCAAGGGAUCCUCACUCAACCAGUCCAGUGACCUGUUUGUCAAUGCCUCAUGCAAUGUGUCCACAAAUGAUUCAACGUCCUGCUCGGAAGUGGAGGACAGCGUGGGAGCCACAAGUCCAUACAAGGCAGUUGAGAUGUUUUUUAUAGCCCUGGUCACUGGAUCGCUGAGCCUUGUGACUGUAACAGGGAACAUUUUGGUCAUGCUGUCCAUCAAAGUCAAUCGCCACUUACAAACUGUCAAUAACUAUUUCUUGUUCUCAUUGGCCUGUGCUGACCUGAUCAUUGGCGUGUUCAGCAUGAAUUUGUACACUGUCUAUAUCAUUGUUGGAUACUGGCCCCUUGGGCCUGUGAUCUGUGACCUGUGGCUCGCUUUAGAUUAUGUGGUCUCCAACGCCUCAGUGAUGAACCUGUUGAUCAUUAGUUUUGAUCGCUACUUCUGUGUGACCAAGCCCCUCACAUACCCCACAAGAAGGACAACGAAGUUGGCGGGGUUGAUGAUUGCAGCAGCAUGGAUCUUAUCCUUCAUCCUUUGGGCACCUGCCAUCUUGUUUUGGCAGUUCAUAGUUGGGCAGCGAACAGUGCCACCUGGAGAGUGUUACAUUCAGUUCCUGUCGAAUCCUGCAGUGACGUUUGGCACAGCUAUUGCUGCAUUCUAUCUCCCAGUCAUUAUUAUGACAGUGCUGUACAUCCACAUCUCCCUGGCAUCCAGGAGCAGGGUCUCCAAACAUAAACUGGACAAGGAGAAAAAGGGCCCAAAAACUACAAGCAUAAUUAAGAGCCACAUGCUAAAGCAAAACAACAAUGAAACCAGUCCUCAGACCAGUCCCCACCUGACUCCCAAGCACAGCUUGGACUCGACAACCAUUGCGGACGAGGCCGUGAAGAAUGGUAGGGUGGAUGCAUCUAAACCAGAUAGACCACAGGGUUCGGCUCAGCCCAGUCCUGGCCUCCCAACACAGGAGGAAAAGGAGAGCUCUAAUGAUUCAUCUACAGCAUUUAUCCAACCAACAGAACCAAAAGCCAGCAAUGAAGUAAUACCCCAGAAUCCAAUCGAUUCUACCCGGGUUAGCACAAGUGUCUCAAAUCCUUCUGUGUCCAAGAUCAACUCAACCUCGAGGUGGUCCAAGAUAAAGAUUGUGACCAAGCAGGCUGGAGAUGAAUGCAUAACAGCUAUCGAGAUCGUCCCGCCUGUGGAGGGAGCUGAGAGGCAUUCCAUACCGAUCAGCCGUCCCAGGACAGUUGCAAGAAAAUUUGCAAGCAUCGCUCGGAGCCAAGUGAAGCGUAAAAGACAGAUGGCCGCCAGAGAAAAGAAAGUAUGUUAUUUCCAAGCAGUGACCAAGACGAUCUUUGCCAUCUUACUGGCUUUCAUCAUUACUUGGACUCCCUAUAACGUCAUGGUGCUGAUCUCCACCUUCUGCCAGUCGUGUGUUCCUGACACUGUGUGGGCCAUUGGCUACUGGCUGUGCUAUGUUAACUCCACCAUCAAUCCGGCUUGUUACGCCCUGUGCAACGCCACAUUCAAAAAGACUUUCAAGAACUUGUUGCUGUGCCAAUACAAGAACAUCGGCACAAGAUGAAAAGGGGAAGAGGGUGCUGAGGGGAGAAUGGAGACUGGAAAAGAAGGGAGGAGAGAGGGUAGGAAGAUGAUGAUGGAUGGAGGCAUUUCAAAGAAGGGAUCCUGAAGACAUUUGCAGGGUGCAAAUAGAUGAAAAGCGAAUCAGUGCUUUCAUCACAUUUGCUGUGUGUGUGUGUGUGUGUGUGUGUGUGUCUG
This is a messenger RNA of Dunckerocampus dactyliophorus (ringed pipefish), 2590 nucleotides long. It is a transcript of the gene chrm4a, whose product is annotated as cholinergic receptor, muscarinic 4a. Gene Ontology annotation, biological process: adenylate cyclase-activating adrenergic receptor signaling pathway. Gene Ontology annotation, molecular function: G protein-coupled acetylcholine receptor activity. NCBI's taxonomy places the organism in Eukaryota, Metazoa, Chordata, Actinopteri, Syngnathiformes, Syngnathidae. The transcript has 8 exons. The record is from RefSeq and is a predicted model, not a curated record. The coding region runs from base 771 to 2396 and encodes 541 amino acids. Gene Ontology annotation, cellular component: plasma membrane.